AUGAUCAAGGAGUUCGGUGGCAAGACGUUGGACGACGCAAAACGUGAGGUCAAGCAGGCCCUCGAGGGUCAUGCCCGCGGAGACGACGAGGACUACGACGGCCUGAAAGAAAUCUUCUGCCCGAGCCCGAAGCGAACGAUUGUCGAAGAGGAAGAUGCCGAUACACCACAACCACAGGACCUCCAGGUUUACGUCGUGGCGCUGACCAGCCAUGUACCAUUGCUGGAUAGAUCGUGUUCGGGACUUAUACGGGCGGUGCUUAGUUGCACGUGGCUGGACAGGGACGAUGUUUUUGCACGGGCGUACAUUCAGCUACUGGCAGCCUUGUCUGCGAAGGUGUCAUUCAGGCAACAGGUACUCUCGAUGAUGGUCGAAAAGUUCACGGAGACACGAUCCUCGACCGUGGAAGUUGUACCGGGGUUCCCGCCCGUCGAUAGCGAGACGAAGAAAGAGCGGCUACAUCUCGGUCUGAAAUACCUACUCGAGCUCUACGCCGAUGCACGACCGAUGAUCCUCGACAUCGUAACGCACAACUUCCCACAUACCGAAGAGUCGAAGACGAGACAUAUGGAAUACAUUGAUCACUUGCUCAGGCUAAAGGCAGACAAGCCGGAUUUGGAACGGGACAUAAUGGAGCUGAUCCUCUCGCGAUUGGUAAAGCUGGAUGUGGAAAUGACACUCGACCUGGAGAACGAUGACGACGAGACUACACGGGCGGUUCUACGGCAACUCGAAGCCUCGAACGCUAAGAGCGAUGACGAGGACGACGAUGCCAUGAGCGAAGCCGAUUCGGACGACGAAGACGAGGAGGAAAGCGACGAGCAAACGCGGCGAAUUCUCCUGCUAAAAAGCAAACUCGAAACCAUGGAUGCCAUUCUCGACCUCAUGUUCUCCAUCUACGAUCCCGUUUUCGCCGACCCCGAUAGCCCAGAGGCACUCGCAACCUUCGAAGACCUCCUAACCGACUUCGUCAACGUCAUCCUCCCCCAUCUCAAAUCGCGCCACACGCAAUACCUCCUCUUCAAGUUUGCCAUGAAGUCCAAUCGGCUAAUGGAGAUGUUCAUCGGCACUUUGUUCAACAUCGCCUUCCAAUCUACCCGAGCGCCCGUUGUCAAGCAAGCGGCCGUCGCCUACCUGGCCUCCUUCACAGCACGAGGAGCCCGCGUGCAGAGCGACCAAGUGCAGCUGAUCGCGCAGACUUUUCUGGAUUACAUCGAUCACUACAGAAACACCCACACCAGCUGCCGCGGACCGGACAUCCGGCGCUAUAGUCAGUACUAUGCGUACUUUCAGGGGUUGCUGUACAUCUUUUGCUUCCGCUGGCGGGACCUGAUCGAUAGGGACGAGAUCCCCGCGACCUUUGACUGGGACGAUCCGGCAAGUUUCCUGGGGCAGGAUUUGCCGUGGAUGAAGGGGUUGAGGCAGCGGUUGCAGGUGAAUAUUGCGAGUAAACUUAAUCCCCUAAAAUGCUGCUCCCCCAUAAUCGUCGACGAAUUCGCCCGUCUCUCCCACCACCUCCGCCUAAUCUACAUCUACCCGCAAAUCGAAAAGAACAAGACCAUCCACCUCUCGCAGUUCUUUACCAGCUCAUACGCCACCGGCGGCGCCCUCCGCGACUCCGGUUUCGAAUUCGACCACGAGAACUGGACGCACAUCGAGGCUUGCUUCCCGUUUGACCCCUUCCAGCUACCCGUCGCCAAGAGGUGGUUGGAUUUGGACAAGAAUUAUGUCGAGUGGAGGAGUAUUGCUGUGCUUGAGAAGGGUGGGGAUGCUGAUAGUGAUGAGGACAGUGAUGAUGAGGAUGAUGAUGUGAGCGAGGAUGGGAUGGGCGAGAUUGGGGAUGCGAGUGAUUAUGAGAGUGAUGAGGAUGUCCAUGUGGGGGAAGGGGAUGAUGAGGAUGGUGAUGAUAGUACGGAUGGAGAGGAAGAGGAGGGUAUCCAUGGGAGUUUUCGGAGGACUUAG
Sordaria macrospora k-hell is the source of this 1962-nucleotide messenger RNA. RefSeq lists its product as uncharacterized. Gene Ontology annotation, biological process: transcription initiation at RNA polymerase I promoter. The record is from RefSeq and is a predicted model, not a curated record. Gene Ontology annotation, cellular component: nucleus. Gene Ontology annotation, molecular function: RNA polymerase I general transcription initiation factor activity; RNA polymerase I core binding. Lineage: Eukaryota; Fungi; Ascomycota; Sordariomycetes; Sordariales; Sordariaceae.